UUAUGGUUGGAAGACCAGUUUAAAAUUUAAGAUGGGAAAUUACCGCACCAAGCUAGCCAGAGCCGGAUGCGCGGAGGUGUCCGUGAAUGCUGGUAGAAGGAGUAUCAACAACCCAGAAGGAGAGUAUCCCCACUCCAACAUAAAAAGAGCACGAAAAGCUGAGGUAAACUACCUCCCAAACUUUCCAAGAGGAGAAGAUAAGGCCAGUCUGGAGGAACUGAGAAUCCAGAUAAAAAAUGAGGUUGAGAAGACCGAGCCCAACAAAGUAAUGAUUGAAAAACUGAUGCAAACAACCUUUGCACUGCGUCGCCAUGAGAUCGUUCAAGAAAACCCAAUGGUGAAGGACUUCUUAAAGAAAUGGCCAGCUCUGCGAUUUCACUCACAGGUUUGUGCGGAGUUCCACCGAGUCACAAACAUCAACCUGCAGAAACAGUUCUAUGCUGAACUUGACAGACACACACCACGACUUAUGGCUCUAUACAGACAGAAGUCCACACGCACUGGCAAGAUAUCGGAGGCUCUGCGAAACAUUCUGAAUCAUUAUGAUCAUCAGGAAGCACCUGAUGUCGAUGUGAAACGGACUGCAGUGCUACGUGCCCUUCCAGUAUACCUGCGGGAGGAAGACCCAGAAUUCUUUAAGACAUGUGAUGUAAGUGUCUCUUGCAUUACUUAAAUUCUACCAGUGAG
This is a messenger RNA of Nothobranchius furzeri (turquoise killifish), 687 nucleotides long. The record is from RefSeq and is a predicted model, not a curated record. NCBI's taxonomy places the organism in Eukaryota, Metazoa, Chordata, Actinopteri, Cyprinodontiformes, Nothobranchiidae.